Molecule: messenger RNA, 1070 nt
Organism: Strongylocentrotus purpuratus (purple sea urchin)
Lineage: Eukaryota; Metazoa; Echinodermata; Echinoidea; Camarodonta; Strongylocentrotidae
Product: xaa-Pro aminopeptidase 1-like
Exons: 11
Coding region: 159-1070 (303 amino acids)
Source: RefSeq, a predicted model, not a curated record
AGGCAUUUAUAGAGAUAUGGUCGCAGGCUUGUUACAUAUUAGUCGCUAGGUUCAUGGGAGCGCGCAGGUUUUGACUUACGUUUUAGCGAUUUACCCUCAGCACUAGCUGGUUGAUGAUUUUCCUGGGAGACUAAAGAACUUGAAAAGAUAUAGCAGCCAUGGCAAAAAAUACCACCUUGUUGCUUCAGAAGUUACGUGGCUUUAUGCAAAGCUCUCAGUAUGGCGGUCCAAUACAAGCCUAUAUCAUUCCGUCAUGUGAUUCUCAUCAAAAUGAGUACAUAGCCGAGUGUGACUGCAGGCGGCCAUUUAUAACCGGCUUCACUGGAUCCAGCGGCACCGCUAUUGUGACAGAAAUGAAAGCAGCAAUGUGGACUGAUGGAAGAUAUUUCCUCCAGGCGGCCAAACAAAUGGAUCAAAACUGGACACUCAUGAAAAUGGGUAUGCCCAAGACCCCAACUCAGGAAGAAUGGCUGACAGAGGUUUUGCCAGCAGGAUCUAAAGUUGGGGUUGAUCCCUUUCUUUUUAGAUGGGAAUCUUGGAAGACAUUUUCCAGCACACUAGAGGGCGCUGGUCACUCACUUGUACCCAUCCAAUCAAACCUUGUUGAUCUGGUCUGGGAUGCUGACAGGCCACUUCCACCACAGGCUCAGGUCAAAGUUCACAGUCUUCACUUCACAGGUCAAAGUUCAGCAGAGAAAGUGGCUCAGAUUAGAAGGAAGAUGGCGAAGGUUCGUGUCCAGAAUCUUAUCCUGACUGCCCUUGAUGAAAUAGCAUGGCUAUUUAAUCUACGAGGUUCAGAUAUUGUAUACAACCCCGUGUUCUUUGCUUAUGCAGUGCUUUCUCAGGAUAGUGUACAUCUGUUUGUAGAUGAGAGUAAGCUAGAACCUGGAGUACACAGCCAUAUCAACCAAGGAAUAGAAGUCACACUACAUGCAUAUGAUGACAUUCAAAAGUUCAUCUCAGACAUGCUUGCUGAAAAUGGAGCCAAGACCUGGAUCAGCGCCAACUCAAGUUAUGCACUAAUGAACCUCAUUCCAAAGGUAUGGUACAAGUUGACUUGUAAACUUUGA